AUAGCCACGGGGCAUACGGAGGCGAUGAGGAUGGCGCUGCACAGGCAGGCUCGGGCGUGAGACCCUAACCACUGCAGGCAAGAAAGGGGCUGGGACACCACCCGGUCAGGCUGGGGCUCAGCAUGGCUGGGAGCAUCCUGAGCGUGCCAUUCUAGCCCCACGAGAGAGCCCCACUGGGCAGCAAAUCUUAGUGGCCCCUUUGCCACACAGCUGGGCAGCAGCCGAGUGGGUGGGGACGAAGGCAUCACCCACACCAUGCCCCAGCUAUGAUCCAGAGGAAGGGGUCCUGGCUCCCCCGGACAUCAAGCAGGAGUGCUGGGGCAAGAUGGAGAGCGUGGGGCGGGGGUCCUGAGCCUCCACUCAUGUGGAGCCCGUAGGAAGUUGCCACCACUGGCUCUGUCACCCGUGGCUGGGAUGUGCUGGAUAUUUUCCUGUGCCAGAUUUGGAACACACUUCAAGGACAUGGGACUCCAGUUUUAUCUACUGCUUCUCCUCCCAUGGAUGGCAGGGGCCAUCCUAGACAUCACCCUGAUUGCCAACGUGCAGAGCCUGUCCCACUCUGACUUCUUCCUCUCCUGCAUCAUGGGCGAGCGUGACGUGAGCUACCUGCAGAUUGAGAGGGAGAACAAGAUUGUGAUGACGCACCCCAAGACAGGCUUCCAAAACUACCGCAACCGCAGCAACUACGUCCAGGCCAGGGGCUUCUCCAUGCCUGACCUGGUGGGCAUCCUCUACUGCCUGGGGCGCACGCCAACAGAGCAGGCCCAGGUGGUCUACGUGCACAACAGCCACAAUGCCCACCUCUUCCCAGUGAAGGCCACGCAGUCUGUGAAUGUCGGCGAGCCGGCCACCUUCUCCGCCAGGGUCCUCAGGAGGAAGGAGAUGGAUGUCAUGUGGAAAAGAAAUGGUACCUACUACCAGACCACGGACCGGGGCGAGGUGCGGGGUGACCUUUUCACUCUAACACUCCCGAAUGUCAGCGUAACUGAAAAUGGUGUCUACAGUGCCACUUUCAUGGGAGAUAGCCCUCUGUGGAGUGCCUUCUACAGGCUAAUCGUCAGAGCGUGUGCUGCAAAGAAAUGGGGUCCGUCCUGUGAGAAGGACUGUCCUGACUGCCUGAAUGGGGGCAUCUGUCAUGACCACGUCGGUGAAUGCAUCUGUCCUCCUGGCUUCACAGGCACCCGUUGUGAGAGAGCCUGCCGGGAAGGCCAGUUUGGCCGCAACUGUCAGGAGACGUGCCAGAGAGCCCAGGGCUGCAGGGGGCUGAGCUUCUGCCUGCCGGACCCCUAUGGCUGCUCCUGCGCCUCGGGGUGGAGCGGCUCCCACUGCAGCCAAGCCUGUCCCCCAGGAUACUAUGGCCCCGACUGCGCUCUGAUGUGUGCCUGCCGGAAUGGUGGCAGCUGUAACCGCUUCAGUGGCUGUGUCUGCCCUGCAGGCUGGCAUGGGCAGCACUGCGAGAAGUCAGACCGCUUCCCCCAGAUCAUCAAACUGGCCUCGGAGCUGGAGUUCAACCUGGGCUCAGAGCCCAUCAUCAGCUGCGUGGCCACCGGCAACCCACUGCCUGCAAGUGAUGGUGUGGAGCUGCGCAAGGCUGAUGGCACCAUGCUCAAGCUGGUCAAAGCCAUCAUAGAGUCGGGGCAGAUCACGUGCGAGUUUCAGGUGCAGCAUCUGACGAAGGCCGACGCAGGGCUCUGGGAGUGCCGAGUCUCUACUACUGGGGGCCAGGACAGCCGGAAAGUCAAGGUCAACAUUCGAGUGCCACCAGCACCCCUGAGCCCCCCCCGGCUGCUGGCCAAGCAGAGUCGCCAGCUUGUGGUGUCACCUGUGGACUGCUUCUCUGGUGAUGGGCCCAUUGUCUCUGUCAAGUUACUCUACAAGCCCAAGGAUGAUGCCUCGGUGUGGUCGUCCAUUGUGGUUGACAACAGUGAAAACAUCACCCUCAUGAACCUCCGGCCGGUGACCGCCUACGUUGUCAAGGUACAGCUGAGCCGACCAGGGGAUGGUGGUGAGGGCAGCAAGGGACCUGAGGCCGUCAUGGUGACUGAGUGCCUAGAGCCCACAGUCAAGCCUGUGAUUGAAGGUUGGUCCAUUGAGGAGAAGAACACCCUUCAUGUCAACUGGAAAUUGCCGAGUAACCAUGAGCCAGCACAUGGAUUCAUCGUCCAUCUCUUCGACUCCGCAAAGCAACUGGUCUACAAGAAAAACAUCACGUCCAUUUCCGUGCUCUCUGCCCACAUUGGGGGCCUGGAGUUCAACAAGGAGUAUGGGCUGGAGGUGCUGGUGUACCACUGCACCAGCCUGGGGCCCCCCUCUGACCUCUACAAGGUCAUGAUCAACAGCAAAGGGCCUUCCUCCCCACGGUCACUCUCAGCAGAGUCUGUGUCUGACACAGCCAUCAGGCUCUACUGGCAGGUCCCCGAGUACCCCAACGGGGGCAUCACCAAGUACAUUGUGGAGCUGCAGCAGGUGGGGGGGACCAGUGAGCCCCAGUGGAUUGACACCGACAAUGGCGCCGAGACCACCAAGAUCAUUGGAGGCCUCAACGCCAGCACCACCUACCAGUUUCGUGUCCGGGCCAACUCCCACGUCCCAGGGGAGUGGAGCCAGUUGGUGAAAGCCAAGACCCUGGGGGAUGGAGCACUGAGUGUGCCACCCAGCCUGGGCAGCCAGAGCACCGAGCAGGCAGGAGUAGACCAGCAGCUGCUCUUGGCCAUCAUCGGCUCCGUGUCCGUCACCUGCCUCACCAUCCUCUUUGCCCUCCUGGCACUUUUUCUCAUCAAGAAGAACUUUUUCCACCGGCGCCGCACCUUCACAUACCAGUCUGGCUCGGUGAGUGCUGCCUGCCCUGCCAGGACAGUGUCCCCAGCUCCCCACGUCCCAGCCCGAUCCAGGUCACGCUCCAUAGCCUCCAGUCCGGAUGCAGCCAGACCUCACCUCCACACAGAGAGGGGAGAAGAGACCAUCCUGCAGUUCAAUUCAGGGACCCUGACCCUGACGCGCCGGCCCAAGCCACAGCCCGAACCCCUCAGCUACCCCAUCCUGGAGUGGGAGGACAUCAAGUUUGAGGACAUGAUUGGGGAAGGGAACUUUGGGCAGGUCAUCAGGGCCAUGAUCAAAAAAGAUGGCUUGAAAAUGAAUGCAGCCAUCAAGAUGCUGAAGGAGUUCGCCUCAGAGAAUGACCACCGGGACUUUGCUGGAGAGUUAGAGGUGCUGUGCAAGCUGGGCCAUCACCCCAACAUAAUCAACUUGCUAGGCGCCUGUGAGAACAAGGGUUACCUGUAUAUUGCCAUCGAGUAUGCCCCCUAUGGAAACCUCCUUGACUUCCUCCGCAAAAGCCGAGUCCUGGAGACCGACCCAGCCUUUGCCAAGGAGCAUGGCACCGCGUCCACCCUCACCUCCCAGCAGCUCCUCCAGUUCGCUUCAGACGUGGCCAAGGGGAUGCAGUACCUAAGUGAGAAGCAGUUCAUUCACAGGGACCUGGCAGCCAGGAAUAUCCUGGUGGGAGAAAACCUGGCCUCCAAGAUCGCUGACUUUGGCCUUUCCAGGGGGGAGGAGGUCUACGUGAAGAAGACAAUGGGCCGCUUGCCAGUUCGUUGGAUGGCCAUCGAGUCCCUCAACUACAGCGUGUACACCACCAAGAGUGAUGUGUGGUCCUUUGGCGUCCUUCUCUGGGAGAUCGUCAGCUUGGGGGGCACGCCGUACUGCGGGAUGACGUGUGCUGAGCUCUACGAGAAGCUGCCCCAGGGCUAUCGCAUGGAGAAACCCCGCAACUGUGAUGAUGAGGUGUACGAGCUGAUGCGGCAGUGCUGGCGCGACCGUCCCUACGAGCGCCCACCCUUUGCCCAGAUCUCCAUGCAGCUCAUCCGCAUGCUGGAGGCCAGGAAGGCAUACGUGAACAUGGCCCUGUUUGAGAACUUCACCUACGCAGGGAUUGAUGCCACCGCGGAGGAGGCCUGAGGCUGCACCCAGCUCCAUGCAGUUCCCACCAGCUUGUGCCCCCAUGGCGGAGGGGCAACACCAGCCCCCAGCUUGCUGGGACACUGCUGUGGGGGUUACCUUCAAUCCCUGCCCAGCAGGUGACCAUGGCUGAACAACAGUGGCCCCUCUGGAGAGCAUCCUCCCUUUAGCAGGACUGCACUGUGCCCUUCCCAGUUGCCUCCUGAUGCACGCUGGCUGGGGGACACAUAGCGACGGCCUCAAAGGACAAGUGCCAGCUGCGUGCCCUACACAGUGUCUGCAGCAGAGAGAAGGGCCCGGCCCCCAGGAGCUGGGGAUGCUGCAGCCCACGCCCUGGCAGGACACAAACACCCAAACUGCUGGGUGAGAGGUGGAAGCAGAGACCCGGCAGCUCCCUGCCCUGCAGUUCUCAGCUUACUCCACUGCAGAUAGUGAUCAUCAACUCCAGCAUGGGAUGCAGCAGCCCCAGUGCAGGAGGAAGGACGUGCACAGUCUCCAGCUCAGCACUACCCCUUGGAACUCAAUGGCUAUGUUUUAUGGUCAAUAAACAUUGUACAAGGGA
Gallus gallus (chicken) is the source of this 4519-nucleotide messenger RNA. RefSeq names its product tyrosine kinase with immunoglobulin like and EGF like domains 1 (gene TIE1). The transcript has 23 exons. The record is from RefSeq and is a predicted model, not a curated record. Gene Ontology annotation, molecular function: transmembrane receptor protein tyrosine kinase activity; protein binding; ATP binding. The coding region runs from base 415 to 3957 and encodes 1180 amino acids. Gene Ontology annotation, biological process: multicellular organism development; cell surface receptor protein tyrosine kinase signaling pathway; protein phosphorylation. NCBI's taxonomy places the organism in Eukaryota, Metazoa, Chordata, Aves, Galliformes, Phasianidae. Gene Ontology annotation, cellular component: signaling receptor complex.